AGAGGGGGCGUCGGAGGAGUCGGACAGCCGCCGGCCACCUCAGGGGGGCCCGCCUGGCCGCCGGGCGGGUCGAGGGGCUGUGUGGACACUUCUGGAGGUGCGGGGACCUCGCCAGGCACGUUUCGGGCGCCUGGACGCGUCCACAGGGGCCCACCGCACAUCCCCGGGGGUCUCACCGCCUGGACCCAGUGCCGCCUCGAUCGAGCUCCAGGGUGGAUGGCUGAGCUGCCCCCUCGCCGGCCGCCCGGGCGCCACAGCAGCUGAGCUCGCCGGGAUCCCCGGGCCGCUGCCGCCCUCGCCCCCCUAUCGCAUGCCCGGCGCCCGGGUCGCGGCCCACUUGGACUUGCUGGGCUCCCUGGUCCCCUACGUGCCACCGCCGCUGCUGCCCUCUAUGUUCUACGUGGGCCUGUUCUUCGUCAAUGUGCUGAUCCUAUACUACGCUUUCCUCAUGGAGUACAUCGUCCUCAACGUGGGCCUCGUCUUCCUGCCCGAAGACAUGGACCAGGCGCUCGUGGACCUCGGCGUGCUUUCCGACCCCGGCUCGGGCCUCUACGAUGCCGACUCGGAGCUCGACGUCUUCGAUGGUUAUUUGGAGUAGCCCUCGCUCCCCCCAGUCCCCCACAACCCGCAACCUUCCACCCGGACCAGCCGCCCAGAUCAUGCCGCCGCUGCUGGUUGAGGGCACCGUUUGGCCAGGGAUGGGACCUCCAAGACGAGGCCCUCUCCGGCCUCCGAGGCCUGUCUGCUCCCUUCGAAAGUUCUGUGCCAACAGAGAGGUUCCCAUUCAGACCCAGGACUGUGGGACGGAGAGGUUGAGACUGAGUGCUGAGGCUGGGAAGGCAUUUGUCCCCCUCCUCCGAGGGAGAAGGCAGGGAUGUCCGAAGACCUCACCCUCCUGCAGCAUUGCACAGAUGGCCUUGCCUUGGCUUCUGACCUUUUGCAGUUGUGAUGGAUGUUUACAGGAACCCAGCCACAGUAUGCCUCCCUGCUCUUUGUCCCCGACUGCACCUGCUUUCCCCCCUUAACUUCCAAGAGGACACUUCAAACCACGGACACACACACAGUAGCGCAGGCAACUCCGGCUGAUGUCUAUGGAGCCCUGAGCCUGACUGGGUUUGGCCAGGCUGAUCUUAGAGGCAAGCGACUGUUUCAGGGAGCGACUCCGAAGGAGAAGAGGCGAGGAGUGUGUCGGCUUAGGGCAGGGUUUUGACUUAUUCAUUGCAAGUUGCUUGUUCCUCAAGUUGCCAAAACUGAUCCAUCAUGCCCAGGGAGGGCCAUGUUUCUCCUCUGGCCAGAAAUAUUUUUAGAAAAUAUGAGUAGUAUGAAUGCUGGACUUUGAUAAACCUAUAAAAGCAAUACUUAGGAGGCUGACUUCUUUCAAUUAAAAAAAUGUAUGCAACUUCAA
Molecule: messenger RNA, 1405 nt
Organism: Molossus molossus (Pallas's mastiff bat)
Lineage: Eukaryota; Metazoa; Chordata; Mammalia; Chiroptera; Molossidae
Gene: DEXI
Product: Dexi homolog
Exons: 2
Coding region: 311-598 (95 amino acids)
Source: RefSeq, a predicted model, not a curated record